Sorex araneus (European shrew) is the source of this 2276-nucleotide messenger RNA. It is a transcript of the gene ABT1, whose product is annotated as activator of basal transcription 1. NCBI's taxonomy places the organism in Eukaryota, Metazoa, Chordata, Mammalia, Eulipotyphla, Soricidae. The transcript is spliced from 3 exons. Gene Ontology annotation, biological process: small-subunit processome assembly; endonucleolytic cleavage in ITS1 to separate SSU-rRNA from 5.8S rRNA and LSU-rRNA from tricistronic rRNA transcript (SSU-rRNA, 5.8S rRNA, LSU-rRNA); endonucleolytic cleavage to generate mature 5'-end of SSU-rRNA from (SSU-rRNA, 5.8S rRNA, LSU-rRNA). Gene Ontology annotation, molecular function: RNA binding. Gene Ontology annotation, cellular component: nucleolus. The record is from RefSeq and is a predicted model, not a curated record. The coding region runs from base 18 to 863 and encodes 281 amino acids.
UUCCGGCACUGGCAAGCAUGGCGGCCGCGGAGCCCGGCAGCGCGGCCGGGGACUCGGAAGAAGCAGCCGCGGAGCAGGAUCCUGUGGAGGGCGGAGAGCAGGAGGCAGAGGCGGAGGAGGAGCAGGAGGAGUGUGAGGAGGCGUCUGGCGGCGGCCGGAAGCGGGUGGUGCCCGGGAUUGUGUACCUGGGCCACCUCCCGCCUCGCUUUCGGCCUUUGCACGUCCGGAACCUUCUUAGCGCCUAUGGCGAGGUCGGGCGCGUGUUUUUCCAGCCCGAGGACGGGUUCGUGAAGCGCAAGAAGAAGAAGGCGGCGGCGGCGGCGGCGGGCGGGAAGAAGCGGUCCAAGUACAGCAAGGACUACACCGAGGGCUGGGUGGAGUUCCGGGACAAGCGAGUUGCCAAGCGCGUGGCUGCCAGUCUGCACAACACGCCCAUGGGCGCCCGGAGGCGCAGCCCCUUCCGUUACGACCUGUGGAACCUCAAGUACCUGCACCGUUUCACCUGGGCUCACCUGAGCGAGCACCUGGCGUUUGAGCGCCAAGUGCGGCGGCAGCGCCUGAGGGCCGAGGUGGCCCAGGCCAAGCGGGAGACUGACUUCUACCUGCAGAGCGUGGAGCGGGGCAAGCGCUUCCUCGCCGCCGACGGGGACGCCACCCGCCCCAACGGCUCCUGGGCUUUCGCCCAGCGCCCCACGGAGCAGGAGCUCAGGGCCCGGAAGGCAGCACGGCCGGGGGGCCGGGAACGUGCCCGCCUGGCCAGCGUCCAGGAACAGGCCCGCUCCAACCGCGGGCUCCUCGCCAGGAUCUUCGGGGCCCAGCCUCCCCCGGAGAAGCCGCGCGCCGCCGACUCCGCCGCCUCCUAGCCCAGCGCCGCUUCCUGUCUGGCUGCUGCGAACCGUCCAGGCCGGCGUGGUUUGGGGGCUACACGCAGGGGUGUGAGGGGUUGCGGGAUCACCCCUGGCUGUACUCGGGACCAGGGUCCGGCACAUGCGAGCGCGUCCUCGCACUGGCCGCCACCGACCCCCUGCCCGCUCUCGCUGGUCCCCACUUUACUCUCUGUCCUGUCUGUCUGUCUGGCCUUCACCUCGCCCCCGCUCUCUCUGGCCCCCUCACUCACCCCCUGUUCCCUCUCGGGCCCCAGGCCAGCUGCUGCUCUGGUGAGUGCCGAGCCUAGAUCAGGGGUUUUUAACUCCGGGAUGUGCUUGCCGGAGGUGCCUUACCUGUGUGGCCUGAGCAUUUGGAGUGAACUUUUCUGUAGGGAUAUUGGGUGGCAGGAAAUAACAGACGACCCUUGGUAUGGGUCUUCCAUACCACCAGCAUGCGACAGCAGCUAGACCCAGGGCUGCAGAGACCAUUUGCGGACUGCACAUAUGCACGUGUGGGCGAGUGGGGUCUCGUCCCCUGCACUGAGUGGCCUAGAGCACGGAGUAGGGAGCAGACCCUGAGCGCGCCCAGGUGUGACCCCGAAACAAGCCUGCAGAGGUUGCUGGAGACCUCCCGGUAGGUGUGUGGGAGGGACAGGAUGCGCUGAGGAAGGUGGUUGGCUCUGGAGAGCAGGACCUUCAGUGUAUCAGCGUAUCCUUUCCUGGUCACCAGAACAUUCCGGAGGAGUGAACGAAAGUUCCAGAAGAGCUUGUGUACUCCAGUUGCAAACACUUGGCGCGGGUAGAGUGUUGGGCUCAAACCAUGUCAGGGCGGAGGAGGUGGGAGGGCCCAAAGGAUGCCCUCCAGGCCCAUUUCUUGUGGGGACUUUGCAACAUGCAUUUCCACAGGAGGAGCUGAAAAUUGGGGUGUCUCUGUAAGAGAUCUACGGUCUCAAUAUGGAUUAAAACUGGUCCAUCUGGAGGUGGUGAAACUUGAAGUGGUACUGUGAUGUUUGUGCUGUUCCCCUCACAGUCAUCAGUAUGAUAACCACGUGUUCCUUUGUGAAGUGGAUUCAUCUACUUUGACUCAUCUUGUUAAGAUCUUGCUUAAGCACACAAGUGGCCAGACAGUAAAAAAUUACAGAUAGUACUGCAAAUAGGGUGCUGGCCUCGCACCCUGCCAGCCGGGCUCACUGCACCUGGGUUUAGUCCUCGGCACCUGAUAUACACUCCUUGGUGACUCCUGAAGUCUCCAGCCUUUAUUUUUAUAUUUUAAUAGAUUAUGUAGGAUUAGAAUUUGACGUUUAGAUGAUAAUCAAUUGAUUACUGAGAAUUAGUUGUUUCUUAGAUUCUACCAGCCUGAUUCAAUAACUAAGUCACAGUGAAAAGAAAAUACAAUCUUUCAUGCUCUGA